AAAUGAAAAAAAAGCUUGAAGGCGACCCUCAAGCCCCAGCGGCUGAAAGAGUAAACAAAAGAUGUUCCUCCUCCGCUGAAUGUGUUAUGUGACAUAGACUUUACUUUUGUAUGGAAUAGUCACACGGAAAAUAGUGAUAAUGGCCGUUGCAACAGUCGAAAGCACAACGCUAGAGAAGAUAAUAAGUUUUAUUAAUGACACAGGCUACAAGGAGCUAAUGCAAAAUUCAGCAAGAUUUAAUGUGAGGAUUCGCAAAGACAGAAUAUAUCGGCAACCAUACAUUGAUGGCCAGACAGGUGUUGCUCAGAGGCACUGUCACCUGUUUGUGAGUGACAGACACCGAAUGCCAGGAAUUCUGCAGGGACAAGUGUACACUUAUCCAGCGCGCAGAUGGAAAGCCCAGAGACGGUCAUACCUUGGCUCUCUCAUGCAGGCAACUGAUGCAGAUCCAGAUGAGCACACAAUUACCACAGUGGAGAACCCCGCGGCAAUAGUUACUGCUGUAGAGGAGCCUGUCCCUCCACCAGAGAAAGUAGUUUUGCCACCUGACCAGUGGGCAACUUACUUUGAUGAAGGUCCCUUUGAAGAUGAACUUGAAGAUGAGUUUGAAUCUGAGGAGGAUCUUGAUGAUGAGACUUACAGUAGAAAGGGAAGCAAGCGAAAGAAAGCACCAGUUGGAAGAAAACCCAAAGCUGCUGGUGGGUUGCCUAAGAAAGCCAGCAAAAAGAAGACCCCAGAAAAUAGUUCUCAGCGAGGAGGCAAGAAGAAGACAGCCCCCAAAACUCCUUCUAAGGUUCCAAAGAAUAUCAAGAAGGAUGACGAAGACCCCAGCAACAAGCCUUAUGGCUGUGAACUCUGUGGGAUGCGGUACAAGACGCGGCCCGGCCUAACUUACCACUAUGCCCACUCGCAUAAGGAGGAGAAGGAGGAGGAGGCUAAACCUAAAGCCCCUGCUAGACCUAACGAGCAAAUUCAAGCUAACGACCCCAUCCCAGACUACUUUCCUGGCCCGCUUCAGGCCUCAGCCACCCCACAGUGGGGCCAGAACAGUUAUUACCAAGGUCGCAGCUCAGGCCGACGUGAGGGUGAAGUUGGCCAUGGAAGUGACUCUCUGAUGCCCUCAGCAGUGUCAGCCCCAGGGGAGCCCCAGAGCGAGAAAGGCAGGAAGAAGGUGUCAGCUUCCCCCUACUGUGACUUCUGCCUUGGAGAUGCUACUGAGAAUAAGAAGACUGGAGCCCCAGAGAGUUUGGUUUCAUGUGCUGACUGUGGCCGGUCAGGUCAUCCCAGCUGCCUUCAGUUUACCUCAAACAUGAUGAAAAGUGUGGUCAAGUACCGUUGGCAGUGCAUUGAGUGCAAGACUUGCACCUUAUGUGGUACUUCAGAAAACGAUGAUCAGCUGUUGUUCUGCGAUGAUUGUGAUCGUGGCUACCACCUCUAUUGCCUCGAUCCCCCUCUCUCCGAGCCUCCAGAAGGGGAGUGGUCCUGUUAUCUUUGUAUUCAGGAGUUCCAUGCCAAGAAGAGUGAAGUGUCGGAGGCGGUCAUUGCUUUGCGGAUCACUUCACCCUUUCCCAGUGACAAUGGUGCAAAGACCUGCCCGGAGAGGCUUUCGCUUCUUGCUGCUGCUGCUUCUCUUGGUUUACUACACGUCUGUUGUUGGUGCAGUAUCGACGCUGACCGGUCAAGGAGGCGAAGACUCCGACGCCAAAACACCAAGUGUGGGCGCCCUGAGCGGCAUCUCGCCGAAGCAAGGCGAUAGCCUGGUCGCCCUGGCGCCAAUCGUCUACGGCCCCAGGUCUACGACCACAUCAGAGAGACCGCCGCGACCCAAACCAUGGUGGGAGUACUUUGAUAAUCCAUAGAUGAAAAAUACCUAGUCUCAUUGACCUCCGAGAGCAUAUGAGUGUGUGCGGCAUGAAAUUCACCGAGUGUCUGUGACAGCCAAGAAGACCCUAGCCAACAGAGGACGAGGAACAGGUAAAGGUGGGAGCAAACGCUAUAACUGCACGUGGGUCUCUUGAAAAAAUAACAAUAACCCUCCCAUGAUUCACUCGCUGUCCCUAGCCAAGGAUGUGUGACCUAAGACAUUCGCCCGUCCCUCACAGGCUAAGGGACCGCGUGCUACAUGAAAUGACAUUAGAAUAAUUAAUGACAUGUGGAUAUGGAUCGUGUAUCUGAAGAUUUUCAUUGAAUCUUUUUAUAUGUCUUGUCAGCGUGUUAUUAAGCAACAAAGGUCACCAGCAACUCAGAUCUAUUGCCCAGUUACCUGAUCAUUUUAUGUCAUUCUCCUGUCCAUUCCCACGUCUUGAUUGAAAUUGUUUUCUAAGGGGCACAUUGGUGAUAUAGGUUAAAACUUAUACUCAUGCACGGCAGUGAUUUUCCAUUUUCCAUGUUGUAGCAUCGCCUUGAUGAACACACACACACACACACACACACACACACACACAAUUCGUUAGAGCGCUGCGCUGCCAGGCUUCACGGUCUGACAUGGCGGCGGUUCGAGCCCGCUCAGGCUGGAUUCUUUCUAUUGACUAGGAGUGGUUACUGUCCCCCCUUAAGCAAGGGGGAUGGGGUGUGUGGUGUGUGAGGUCCUGGUAGUACACAUAGAUCGACAAUAAUGAGCACUUGCUCAUGUCGGGAGGGUACCUGCCGGUGAUUACGAGUCCAACACGUGAUCAGGCCGUGGUGAAUUACACACACACACACACACACACACACACACACACACACACUAACAUUUACUGGAAACGACCGGUGAGGCAAAAAGCCCAGGCGGCUUCAUGUGGGCGAGGCGACGGAGCACAGGUUAACUGAAGGGUGAUAAUCCACUGGUAAAAGGUUUCGAUGUAACCCUAAUAGUCUUUUGAUACUUAAAAUGGCAACCGUAUAUCAGUGUUCCUUAGACUUCUCGUACAGUUCACUUUCGUUUCAACUAUUAACCCAACUAACCCUUUGCUAGCCUAAUAACAGUGCUAACACGUAUUAUCGAACGUUUGGGGCUCUUAUUGCAAUUAUUUUUCAAGGCCAGAGAGGAGCUGCGUCUGGUUGUCAUGAGUGUUUUCCCCAUUCAUGGAGCAGAAGCCUCCCAAAACCACCGCCAGGAUCAGGAAACCACCCAUGGCAACCCCGACAACUUCUGCGAGAGCCUUUUGUAACAGAUGAACUAAGCUUUCGAAGAGUUUGAUAAUCUGGACCUGAGAUGUGUGCCUACUGUCUCUAUAGUAUUAAGGUGUGUAGUUUUAAAGAAGUGGCGACCAGUGACUUAUCGAAUGAGAUCAAGUGUGGGGGGCAGGAAACUUACCGUGACGAACCCUGCUAUAAUGAGCUAUUAAGACGUCGGAAUUAUUAGCGCAGCACAGUGGCACACGUAGCCCGCCAGCUUGUAGUAACUAACUUGCAAAUAAACUCUGAUGAAAUGAAUAUCUUGAGCUA
This is a messenger RNA of Eriocheir sinensis (Chinese mitten crab), 3429 nucleotides long. RefSeq names its product zinc finger protein ubi-d4-like. Gene Ontology annotation, biological process: nervous system development. Lineage: Eukaryota; Metazoa; Arthropoda; Malacostraca; Decapoda; Varunidae. The record is from RefSeq and is a predicted model, not a curated record. The transcript is spliced from 14 exons. Gene Ontology annotation, cellular component: nBAF complex. Bases 140 to 1756 code for a protein of 538 amino acids.